UGCACAUAUGGCCAUCGCACGAGCCUGAGCCGAUGUUUGUCCAGUUUCUUUGUUUGGCCCAGUGCGUUUCCAUGACGAUCCAGUGAGGAAGAGGACUAGCGGGACCUGCCUCUCAUCUUCCUCAUCUCCGUGUGAGAAGGCAGAAGAAUGAUCGCAUCCUUAUCUAAAGGAAAUUUGCUCGAUGUGCUGCAGGAGGGCUUCAAUGAGCAACAACUGGUGGCGUAUGUGUCGUGGGUGAAUGCUCAGCUGAGGAAGAAGCCUGGUCUGAAGCCCGUGAGUGAUCUGCGGCAGGAUCUCCGAGACGGUGUGGUUCUCGCACACCUCAUCGAGAUCGUGGCUGGCGAGCUCCUUGAGGGUAUUCACUAUUCACCAAAGGACAACCAAGAGAGGAGAGAAAAUGUGGAGAAGGUUUUGCAGUUCGUGUCCUCCAAGCGGAUACGCAUGCCCCAGACAUCUGCCAGAGACAUCGUGGAAGGGAACCUCAAAUCUGCCAUGAGGCUUAUCCUGGCUCUUGCAGCACAUUUUAAGCCGUCUGCCUCAGCCAAUCACAGAGCAGGAGCUGCUUUGGGUAGAAACUCGACCAGCUCUUCAGCCAAUCACAGACCUCAUUCCACUAUGGCCAUGGCCCAGAAUGCAGCAGCAGCUCUAGCAGCUGCCCGGAACGAUGCGUCUCGCUCAGGGCGCAGCGUUCAUCAGCUCAGACAGGACUGGCACAGGCGAAGCUCCAGUGCUGAUGAAGAGAUUGAGAACCCAUGCUGGAGCGUUCGAGCUUUGGUCCAGCAGUACGAGGGUCAGGGAGGAGCCAGCGUCGAGGACGCAGAGGAAGGCGAUCCAAGCUUGAGCACCUCCAGUCCCAACCACAUGCCCAAAGACCCCACCAGCCUCUCAGAGGACAAGGGACAGCUUUUGAGUAUCCAAUUGGGACACGCCAAAGACAAUAUGACAAGUGACCCAGGAGCAUCCCAGGAGCAUGAUGGGAGGUGUGUGAGGAACUGUGCCUGGGAGGAGCAACUCUGGGAGCAGCAGGAGCAGUUAGAGAGAGAGAUGUUGGAGGCCAGGAGAAUGGUGUCCAGCCUACAGGCUUUGCUUCUCCACGGCUCGUUGCCUGACGAUGAGCAGGAGGUUUCACUAAGCUUGGGAGAGGGAGUGGAAAAUGCUGACCAACAACUGAUAAUAAUCCGCAGUCGUCUUGACCAGAGUAUGGAGGAGAGUAUGGAGCUGAAGAGGGAGCUGUUGAAGUACAAGCAGGAGGCGCGCAACCUACAAGGAGUCAAAGAUGCUCUCCAGCAACGCAUGAGCGUACAAGAGUCAUCUGUGUUGCAGCUCAAACAGGAACUCCUGCGCACCAGCAUGAACCGUGAUGAACUGGCAGGACAAAAUGCAGAGCUUCAUAAGAAGCUAGAAGAAAGGAACAGGCUUCUCGGUGAAUAUAAGAAAGAGUUGGGACAGAAGGAACGUCUGCUUCAGCAACAGCAGUUCAAACUGGAUGAAGCUCUACGCAAGCUGUCAGACAGCAACAGCCAGCAGGCUGACCUGCAGAGGGAGCUGGAGCACAAGCAGAAGAUUCUUCAGGAGAUGACUGAUCGUGACGAGGAUGAGCUGCCUGGGUCUCCGAGCAAUGGCUUCACACAUCCAGCAGUGCCAGAGCUCAGCACAGCACGAUCACACAAAGGAACGGAGGAGCUGCAGUUGGUACGGGAUGCUCUGCGCAGUCUGAGGAACAGUUUUGGAGGCCACGACCCUCAGCACCACACACUGGACACACUGGAGCAGGGCAUGGCCAGCCUUAUGGACCGCCUCUACACACUGGAGUCACGGAGCAGACAGGAGAUGAAGGCAAGGGCGAGGUCUCCAGGACACAAGGCCACUCACAUAGACAGGGAGUCCUGGCCUUCCAGCACGAAAAUGGUCCACUCUCACAGCAGCCCUAUGCUCAACUCCUCAUGCUCAACAAAAGUCCUCUACUUCACAGACCGCUCACUCACACCCUUCAUGAUCAACAUCCCUAAGAGGUUGGGAGAGAUCACCCUUCGAGAUUUUAAAGUGGCUAUAGAUCGAGAGGGCAGUUACAGAUACCAUUUUAAAGCUCUGGACCCUGAGUUUGGCACUGUGAAAGAGGAGGUGUUCCAGGACGAGGCGGUGGUGCCUGGCUGGGAGGGCAAGAUCGUAGCAUGGGUAGAGGAAGAUCAUGGUGAAGGGAGGAUCUAACAGGAAACUUGAGAAAACCCCACUGGGAUCAGAUGUGAUGGAAGGAUGAACUGUGCCAAUCUGUCAGAAUCAAUGUGUUCGUGCCGGAUGUACAGAUGCUCAGCUCUCUCACUUACUCCUCCUGUUCUGUGUGCCUCUGUCUUUCUGUCGGUGUCUAGUGAAAGCCGCAAACAGAAGGGAGAGCCAGGGGUUAAUCAGACGUACAGAACCUGUUCGUGUCCAUUCGGUUCUCAGAAAAACAGGCUCCUCGCCAAUGACUAACCUGAGGAGCUUUUCCUUAACGACUUGCCAUACUGCAGACGUGUGUAGUGUCAAAUUAGUGUUUCACUGUGACCAUAAGACCUUCCGUUUAGAGUGUGUAAAGAGCUUAUCGUCUCCUCUUGUAUUUUAUAUCUGAACAGCCAGAGAUUUGAUACUCUUUUGCAGUGGAACGACGGUUUAUGAGCAGGUGUGUGUAUAUUUCUGAUGGCAUCAAGAGUAAGUGAAAACGGUGAUGUGGAAUGUUUUUAAAGAUUUUUAGAAGGGUUUGUGUAGUUUUUUUCUGCCUUAAAAAAAAAACAAAACGAUAGAUUUUUAAACCCAAACCCAGUUCACAUUAUCUAGCUAAGAUUAUUGACAACUAUUGUCAGUGUAGUAACAAAGUCAAGCGUUGAACACACCAGCUGCCUAAAGCAUCAAGCUCUGAACGAGUUUUACAUACAGUAUGAUGUCAGCUAAACUGAUUGAUGUCAUGAGACGUGUGUAAAGUUUAACGGUGUACGCUGCCUUCAGUGAAGGCCAAGCCUGUACCAGCAAUUGAACAAUAUCUUUCCUUUUUCAUCCUCUUUGUCCGUUAGCUUUGUCAAGUUUGAGUUUUCUGGAUUGUUAUUUAGAAAAACGCGUGUUCAGAGUUCGGUCAGUCAGGAUUCUACUGUAAUGGCAGAGAAAUAAUAAGGUUUGCAACUUCCGUUUCCCAAGCACUGAGUUUACAGGACCAAAGUGAGGUUGAGAUGUUAAAGGAACAGUCCACCGUACUUCCAUAAUGAAAUAUGCUCUUAUCUGAAUUGAGACGAGCUGCUCCGUACCUCUCCGAGCUUUGCGCGACCUCCCAGUCAGUCAGACGCAGUCAGACGCGCUGUCACUCCUGUUAGCAAUGUAGCUAGGCUCAGUAUGG
Messenger RNA from Neoarius graeffei (lesser salmon catfish), 3361 nucleotides. It is a transcript of the gene dixdc1b, whose product is annotated as DIX domain containing 1b. The record is from RefSeq and is a predicted model, not a curated record. Lineage: Eukaryota; Metazoa; Chordata; Actinopteri; Siluriformes; Ariidae. Gene Ontology annotation, cellular component: cytosol. The transcript has 21 exons. Bases 148 to 2208 code for a protein of 686 amino acids. Gene Ontology annotation, molecular function: protein binding. Gene Ontology annotation, biological process: canonical Wnt signaling pathway.